Messenger RNA from Plodia interpunctella (Indianmeal moth), 2010 nucleotides. Its product is annotated as UDP-glucosyltransferase 2-like. The record is from RefSeq and is a predicted model, not a curated record. Gene Ontology annotation, molecular function: UDP-glycosyltransferase activity. Bases 222 to 1775 code for a protein of 517 amino acids. Lineage: Eukaryota; Metazoa; Arthropoda; Insecta; Lepidoptera; Pyralidae. The transcript is spliced from 9 exons.
UUUGACUCGUGUGACUUCGUCAUAGUUAAGUACUAUAUUCGGUUGAAGCGCGACCCAUAUACACAGACAGACUUCAAGUGUUGCUUGCUGUGGACAGUGGUGUAUAUAAUUUGUCAUGUAUUAAUUCAUUAUUGUAUAGUCUGUGAUAAAAUUGGUUUUGAAGUGAAAUAUUCAAUUUUUUUUUGUAAACAAUAUUGCCUGUUUUUAUUUUAAAAGGAAAAAUGGCCUGUCUCAAAUGGCUCCUAUUAGCAGCUGUACUCUCAUACUGUGACGGAUACAAGAUUCUGGUGAUGUUCCCGUUGGCUGGCAAGAGCCACGGCAUCCUCGGUGGGGGAGUGGUCACCCAUCUGCUGCAGGCUGGCCACGAGGUGACCUAUAUCACCCCGUUCCCAGAGAAGAAUCCUUCAAAGAAUCUUCACCAGAUAGACAUCAGUAACCCUGAAGAUGAAGCAAAGCACAGUUCAGUACUAAAUGUCACAGCGUUGUUGGAGGGAGAAUCUAGUCUCAGCAUGAGCUGGUUUAUAGACUUCAUCAAGUCGAUGAACAGAGAUGUCCUCUCACACCCCAACUUGGUGAAGCUGAUGGGAGACACCACGAAGAACUACGAUGUCGUCAUUGCCGAGUGGAUGUUCAGCGAUAUUUAUUCUGGCCUAGGCUACGUGUUCAACAGUCCCUUCAUCUGGGUGUCCACGAUCGAGCCGCAUUGGACGAUCCUAGGCCUGAUUGACGAGGCGACCAAUCCCGCGUAUGUCCCCGACAGCCUGUCCAACAACGCGCCCCCCUUCGACUUCGUGGGUAGGGUGAAGGAACUGUUCCUGCAAGUUACUGGGAUGGCUCUUAGAUUUUUUUACCUCGACGGCUACCAAAGCCAAGCGUUUGAAGAGCUGAUUGGUCCUCAUAUCAUCAAGAGAGGGAAGCCUUUGAUUCCCUUCGUGAAGGUUCAGUACAACGCCUCACUGAUCCUCGGGAACUCCCACGUGUCUCUAGGACAGGCGACCAGGCUACCCCAAGCUUAUAAACCCAUUGCUGGGUACCACAUUGAUACUACCGUCAAACCUUUGCCUGCUGAUUUAAAGAAACUUUUAGACAAUGCGAAGAAUGGUUUGAUAUACUUCAGCAUGGGGUCCAAUCUGAAAAGCAAAGAGCUGCCAGACUCAAUAAAGAAAGACUUGUUGGAAGUAUUCGGUGGUCUGAAGCAAACAGUUCUGUGGAAGUUCGAAGAAGCGCUGCCGAAUCUACCGUCGAAUGUACAUAUUGUACACUGGGCUCCACAGCAAAGCAUCUUAGCUCAUCCCAAUUGCAUUCUCUUCAUCACACACGGUGGUCUCUUGUCCACAACUGAAGCUGUCCACUUCGGCAAGCCCAUCAUUGGUAUCCCAGUGUUCGGAGAUCAAUUCAACAACAUCGACAGGGCUGUCAAAAAGGGAUUUGCUAAGAGAGUCAAUCUUGCUUAUGACAUGAAGAACCCGUUAAGAGCAGCUAUCGAUGAUCUUCUACAUGACAAAAGUUAUGCACAAAAAGCGAAAGACUUAUCAGUCGUGUACCACGACCGGCCAGUGGCCCCUGGCAAGGAGCUGGUGCACUGGACGGAGCACGUGGUGAAGACGCGCGGCGCGCCGCACCUGCGCUCGCCCGCACUGGACGUGCCGGUCUACCAGAAGCUGUAUCUAGAUCUGCUCGCCCUCGUCUUAUUAGUGUUGUAUAUUCUGAAGAAGAUUGUCGUGAAGUUAUGCUGCUCGAAGAAGACAGUGGAAAAGAAGAGGAAGAAGGAUUAGAGCUUAUGAGUAAUUGUGAUCAAAUAGUUGUAAAAAUAUUGGUGUUAUUUGUGUAUAUGAGAUUUAAUGUGAAUUUGAUUGUUGUAAUUUAUUUAAUGUAACGAAGUAAAUCAAAAAGUUAAUUGCUGCUCUUCAGUAGCAGUAAGAACAAAGUGCCAGUAUUUUUUUAUUUUGUAUUAUAUGUAUAAGACAAUAAAAAUAAAAUAAUAACAAAUAUAUAUGAACAAAUCACACA